CAGAAGAUCACAAAAGGUGGAUCACAGGACAAGACAGCUGUCAUAAAUACGUGCCAGUUGCCAAUCAUCCACAUUUUGAUUAUGGGGAUGUUGCAAUGCUUGUAGGUGUUGUAACUUCUUUCAGUGCUAUUGUUUCUUCAAACGGUCACUAAAUAAACUGUUGUAAGUUGAGGACUACCUGUAGUACAAAGAAAUUAGUAUACUACUACAAACAAAUUAUAUACACUUUCAUGCAGGAACAGUUGAGAAAAAGUUUCAUUUGAAGAAAUUCUUAAGUAGGAUAUAUUACAAAUUCCAACAUUCACUUAAGAUUUGUAAAGGACGAAAAGGGAAGCAGCAAAUAAUACAAAAGAGGACUUAAUGCAGUCCCUUCAGAGAUCUAUAUAGUGCUGUAUUUUUCAACCUUGGCAACUUUGAAGUGUGAACUUCAAUUCCCAGAAUUCCCCAGCCAGCAAGGUGUUGAAGUCUUACCAAAUAAGUCAUAUGUUUGUAUGUUCUGAUUUUUGCGCUGAUCAUUUGUAAUGUAGACCAGCAGCAUUAAAUGUAUAUUUUAAACAGUAUAAACUGUUUUAGUGAAAUGUAGAUUUAUUUUAAAAUACAUCAGAUAUUUAAGAAAAUAAAUUCUCAAUAUAUUCAAUCACAUUGAAUAUGUAAACAUAUAAAAACUAUAAAUCGAAUGUACCCAAAAGUAGCAAUUUCAGUAAGGAAUAUACUUCAAAUUCCAGAGUAUGAAUUUUGAUUUUUCCUAAUCCUAAUUCUUAAUCCUAAGAAUGGGCAGUUGGAAGUUAAAAUUGUGAACACGAGAGCUGCCAAUUUCGGAGCGGAGCGCUCCCAAGCCUUUUCGUCGCCUCCCUCCCGUCCAUGCCACCCAUCUCAGGUUCUACUUCUUGCUUGAGUUGCUUGCUUUAGUUCGGCGGAGCUCAGUCGCGGCCGCUGCCUUGCUCAUCUCCCGCUGCUCCUCGUCUGCCCUCCAUAAGCGUAUCUUUCGAGACGUCUAACGAGCUCCAGAGCUCUCCUCGUUCUAGUCAGCGGCGCCCCACUCGACUCUUUGACUAUAAGAGAAAAUUCUCGGAAGGUGCCCGGCUCGUUUUCCCAAGGCGUUCCCUCGCUUCUCCACCCCGCUCCCUUCGCGCUUUUCCGGCUGCCCUAUUUCUCCAUCGCGCUGCGAAGUCCUCCGUGAAGAAACCUUCCAUCUCUGAGGCAGAAAUGGUUCCGGGUCAGCGAAAGCGGUAGCCGACCUGCCGCGCUCGGGGGCUGCGGGAGCUUCGGAGAAGCCGGCGAAAGGGGCAGUCCGGAGAAUUCUGCUGGCUUUCGCCGCUUGAGGCCGGGAAAGGGGUGCGCGCUUGCGCAGAGAGGGAGCUCUGGUGUUUUGGUGGCGGCGGCAAUAAUAGCAGGAAGCCGCUCACCAUCAUCGCGUGAGGGGCCGCGAUCCUUGGUCGCAGACGGGCCGCCUGCGCUCCCCUUUCUUGGAUCCUCGGGAAGCGGUCCCGGGGCAGCUAUGUCUCUGAACCAAUAUGAGAGGCAUUACAACUCCAUUAACUCCGACUUUGGAAGCGACUCGUCCAGUAGGAGCAGCCCCCGUCCUGCUCCGGGCUUGGGGGGCGAGCAGGAGGAAUUGCAUUAUGCUCCUAUACGGGUUUUGGGUCGGGGGGCGUUCGGCGAGGCCACCCUGUAUCGCCGGACUGAGGACGAUUCACUUGUAGUAUGGAAGGAAGUGGAUCUUACCAGAUUGUCAGAAAAAGAGCGGCGUGAUGCUUUGAAUGAGAUUGUUAUUCUUGCUCUACUGCAACAUGAUAAUAUCAUUGCUUAUUACAAUCAUUUCAUGGAUAACACCACUUUGCUGAUUGAACUGGAAUAUUGUAAUGGUGGAAAUCUCUAUGAUAAGAUCCUACGACAAAAAGACACAUUGUUUGAAGAAGAGAUGGUAGUGUGGUACCUCUUUCAGAUUGCAUCAGCAGUGAGCUGUAUCCACAGAGAAGGAAUUCUUCACAGAGAUAUAAAGACUUUGAAUAUCUUCCUCACCAAAGCAAAUCUCAUAAAACUGGGGGACUAUGGCCUAGCAAAAAAACUGAACUCCGAGUAUUCUAUGGCUGAAACUCUGGUAGGAACUCCGUACUACAUGUCUCCAGAGCUCUGCCAGGGAGUAAAAUAUAAUUUCAAGUCUGACAUAUGGGCAGUUGGCUGUGUUGCUUUUGAGCUCCUUACCUUGAAGAGAACUUUUGAUGCAACAAAUCCCUUGAAUCUCUGUGUGAAGAUUGUGCAAGGAAACCGGGCAAUGGAGGUUGAUUCCAGCAUAUACUCUGUGGAUCUCAUCCAAAUGGUGCAUUCCUGCCUUCAUCAGGAUCCAGAGAAGAGGCCUACUGCUGAUGAGCUACUUGAAAGUCCAUUUAUAAAGAAGCGCAGAAGGGAUAUGGAGGAAAAAGUUGCACUUCUUAAUGGCCCAAACAAACGACCAAGAACAAGUAAUAUGAAUGAAGCACCUAUUGCAGUGGUGACUUCACGCACUAGUGAAGUAUAUGUAUGGGGAGGUGGAAAGUCCACUCCUCAGAAGCUGGAUGUUAUUAAAAAUGGCUGCAGUGCACGGCAGGUCUGUGCAGGAAACACUCACUUUGCAGUGGUAACGGUGGAGAAAGAGCUCUAUACUUGGGUGAACAUGCAGGGAGGCACUAAACUGCAUGGUCAACUGGGACAUGGAGAUAAAGCUUCGUAUCGGCAGCCUAAGCAUGUGGAAAAAUUGCAGGGCAAAGCUAUUCGUCAAGUAUCUUGUGGUGAUGACUUUACAAUCUGCAUUACAGAUGAAGGUCAAGCCUUUGCCUUUGGUUCAGAUUACUAUGGCUGCAUUGGCGUUGACAAGGUUUUUGGGUCUGAGGUCCUGGAGCCCCGGCAGAUCAAUUUUUUUUUCAGUAAUCCGGUGGAACAGGUUUCUUGUGGAGAUAAUCAUGUGGCAGUGCUGACACGAAAUCAUGAGGUCUACACAUGGGGCUGUGGAGAAUAUGGCCGCUUGGGUUUGGAUUCAGAAGAGGAUCACUCCAUCCCACAAAAGGUAGAAAUUCAAAAAACUUCCAAUAUUGUCUCAGUCCAGUGUGGCAAUGAUGGAACCUUUCUCCUCACACAAGCUGGCAAGGUGUUGGCCUGUGGUCUGAAUGAAUUCAACAAGCUAGGCCUGAACCAAUGCACUUCAGGAAUCAUUAAUCAUGAUGCUUACCAAGAAAUCCCAUAUGCUACGACUUUCACUUUGGCCAAGAAACUCUCUUUCUACAAGAUUCGCACAAUUGCCCCAGGAAAGACACAUACUGCUGCCAUCGAUGAGCGGGGUCGUCUGCUUACUUUUGGCUCCAAUAAGUGUGGACAGUUGGGUGUUGGGGAUUAUAAGAAGCACCUAGGCAUUAAUUUACUAGGAGGGCCUCUUGGGGGGAAACAGGUCAUCAGAGUUUCUUGCGGUGAUGAGUUCACCAUAGCUGCUACUGAUGAUAACCAUAUAUUUGCAUGGGGUAAUGGAGGGAAUGGCCGUUUAGCAAUGACACCAACAGAAAGAGCUCACAGUUCUGAUAUUUGUACAUCAUGGCCACGGCCCAUUUUUGGCUCCUUGCAUUAUGUCCCAGAUUUAUCUUGCCAUGGAUGGCAUACCAUAAUAAUUGUUGAAAAAGUUAUAAAUUCUAAAACCAUCCUUCGCUCCAGUAGCAGUGGCCUGUCCAUUGGGACUGUGGCCCAGGGUUCUACAGCUGAACCAAAUGAGGAAGAAGAAACUGAACAGGAUUCUGAGAGCCCUGAUAAUAGCAGAGGCUUCCGGAGAACUAUGGAAGCAGAUUGUGGAAUGGGAGAUCAGAUCAGCACCACAGAAGUAGCUGUAGAUAGCAGUGGUGCUAGCAGCUCCUGUCCUAGUUGGCUGCGCAAGGAGCUGGAGAAUGCAGAGUUCAUUCCAAUGCCCCAAACCCCUUCUCUUGAAAGCUUAGCCUCUUCCAGAUCUGACAAAGAAACUUUUCCCUACAAUGAACUAAAAGGACUCCAUAUGCCUUCGCCCACACCUGUUGACAGUAACGAAUCAAAAUCAGAGUCUUGGCAUCUAGUCUUGGAUUCAGCAGAAUCCUGUGAUAGAGGGAAAUUGCCUGUGACAUCUGAAUGUAAAUGCAGUUUUCUGCAGGCUGAAGUGGAACGUCUGAGUGGCUUAAUAUCAAAGUGCUUGGCAGAUCAGGAAAAAUUACAGCAAGAAACUGCCCGUCUUAAUGCCCAGCUACAAGUUCUCUCUAGGCGACAAGGAACACACCAGCUGGAAUCUCAUUCCAAAGCUACACAAACAUCCAAAGAAGAGAUGGAAUCAGAUCCAAAGCCUGACUUGGAUUCUGAGUCCUGGUGUCUCCUUGGAACUGACUCAUGCCGCUUUAGCCUGUAGUCUUGGAACUUAUUCAUUUUCAAACAACAUUAACUACAUGCAGAGAACAGCUUUCCUAGAUUCAGGUCUUUUGUGAACAAUGAAGUCAAGAGUCUCCAUAGCCUCGAUGUACACAAGAGAGGAAGUGUUGCCUUAAGCUA
This is a messenger RNA of Notechis scutatus (mainland tiger snake), 4530 nucleotides long. RefSeq names its product NIMA related kinase 9 (gene NEK9). NCBI's taxonomy places the organism in Eukaryota, Metazoa, Chordata, Lepidosauria, Squamata, Elapidae. Gene Ontology annotation, cellular component: centrosome. Gene Ontology annotation, molecular function: protein kinase binding; ATP binding; protein kinase activity. The record is from RefSeq and is a predicted model, not a curated record. Gene Ontology annotation, biological process: protein phosphorylation.